Messenger RNA from Dracunculus medinensis (Guinea worm), 1029 nucleotides. NCBI's taxonomy places the organism in Eukaryota, Metazoa, Nematoda, Chromadorea, Rhabditida, Dracunculidae. The record is from the annotation of a GenBank genome assembly.
UUUUCGUUUUUAGGUAUGUUUCUAACUUUGAUCAAAGUGAUAAUGUAUACUGCGGUUGGUGCUUUGAAAGCAGUUUUGCCGACAGGAUUUCUGCCUAGGAAGGAUGUCUCCAACCAAAUUGUGCUCAUAACAGGUUCAGCAAGUGGCAUUGGUCGCCUUUUUGCUGUCGAAUUAAGUAUUAAUAUAAAAGUUGUAGUAGAAAAGGUGAUGGCAGUGCUGAUGAUAAAGAAUAAAGAGAUGAGACGAUGUGACUGCUACGACCGCAGCAUUGCGGGUGAUACUGAGUUUGCUAAGUUAGGUUGUCGUUUGGUACUUUGGGAUAUAAACGAAGUGGAAAAUGCUGAAACUCGCCGACUAGUUGAAGAACAAGGAGCAAAAGCUUUUACUUAUACUGUGGAUCUAUCGAAACGGAUAGAAAUUUAUAAAUACGCUGAAAAAGUAAAAUCCAACGUUGGUCAUGUCGAUGUUCUUAUAAGUAACGCUGGUGUUGCGAAUGGCAAGCGAUUUUUCGAAUCGGAUGAUGAUGAAAAUAUGUUCGUUAUGGAUGUUAAUACGAACGCUUUGUUCUUCUUAAGCAAAGCCUUCAUGCCGCACAUGAUCGAAAAUAAUCAAGGUCAUCUUGUCGUAGUCGCAUCGAUAGCUGGAAAACUUGUAAUAUCGGGUUUGGUAGAUUAUUGUACCAGCAAACAUGGUGCAGUUGGCUUUUCAGAAGCUUUAGCAUCAGAAUUGCGGACUCUAAAGAAAGACAAUGUUCACGUAACUACGAUAUGUCCAUUUUUUAUAGAUACAGGGAUGUUUCAUGGUGUCGAAAAAGGUUUAUGUGGUAUGUUCCCUAUCCUUAAACCUGAAUACGUCGUAGAACAAUCUAUGGAAGCUAUUUUAACUAAUAAAACAACUUUAUGUCUUCCUAAGGCAACCUAUUUGGCCCUCUUUUUUGCAAGUUUUCUUCCUGAUAACGUUCAAUAUUUAAUUGGCAACUAUCUAGGAAUAAUACCAGUAAUGGAUUAUUUCCAAGGCAGAAAAGUGUGA